Messenger RNA from Apis dorsata (giant honeybee), 1723 nucleotides. RefSeq names its product ABC transporter F family member 4-like. Bases 355 to 1461 code for a protein of 368 amino acids. Lineage: Eukaryota; Metazoa; Arthropoda; Insecta; Hymenoptera; Apidae. The transcript is spliced from 6 exons. The record is from RefSeq and is a predicted model, not a curated record.
UCUACUAUCUGCUGGAUUAUUCCAAUAUCAAAUUUGCAAUUAUUACUUCGUGAACGUUAUCAUAUGUUUAUCAUAUCAUUAACACGAAACGGAACGAUUAAACCCAUUCGUUUUAUCGAACCAUUCCACUUAAUUAACAAUACAAAUACGCGAAAACAUAGCGCAUAGAAGGUAUAGCAUCUGUAACGCACGAUUGCUCGAAACGAACAUGCCCUCGAAUGUCAAGCCUGAAAAUUGAUUUGCGCCAAUGAGCAACACGAUAAGCAUAUUAAACACUGUUAUCGUAAAAACCCGGCAAACCAGGUUUCAGGAAGCCAUAAUUUAUACUCUUGCUAUACGAUCCCAUAUAACGAGAUGUUUUUGCAAUUGUCAAACCGAGUAUAUAUAUAUAUAUAUAAUCGAUACUCCGUGGCCAUCGUAGUCGAGACAACGAGGAAGAUGAACGUAGCCGUGAUAUUACUGGUGACAUCGGUGCCGUGGGUGAUCGGGUAUCCAGGAAUCAAUGAGAAAUCGGAGGAGGCAAAGAUAGUGGGGCAGAGGGAACCGUUAGGAUUAUUCGAAAGCGUAACAUCGUGGAGCAAUAAAAUUUUUCCAUUUCAAUUUUUGAACGGGAACAAAAAGGCGGAAGAUUCGAAGAAGCUCGAUGCACAGAAGGAGGAUAACGGCGAGCAUGUUGCGACGUCCCCGUUAGAGAAAAUUUUUGGCAAGGAUAAUAUAUUCGCCUCGAUGAUCUCAAACGUUAUCGGCACGAUUGGAAAAGCGAUAGAAGAUAUCGCGAGCAACGUUCAAAAAGGGAUAGGAUUACCUUUUUUCCCAAACAGAAAAAAACCAGCAGUAGACGUGGACAAAAGUGAUUCUGGCCACUCGAAACGAUACGGAUCAAGGGAGGCGAGCGUGAAAGAAGGAGGUCGGAGGGUCGGUUAUCGGGAAUCAACAGAAGGCGCGAAAGAAAUUGAUGGCGAAAAACGCGCUAUUCACUCGGCCGCUCCUCUGCCGUCUUUGGAAGGGGUUGAUGCAAAAACAGGUGGCGGCGAGAGAAAACGCUGGGAUGGACCCGCGGUAUCAACGGGACCUGAGGAGGGAUCGGGUGACGCAAAAAGCUGGAGUCAUUCCUCCCAAGGAAUUGAGAAAAACUCGUUAACCAGCGCGAAAGAAGAGAGUUCUUCGACAAAUGUUGACGAGAAGAGGAGGGGAGGUUCCGAGGAGGUGAAAGAUAAGGUUGCUCGUGAAUCGAUCGAGGUUAAAGAGGAGGGGAAGAAAGCGAAGGAGAAAGUUGAUGCAAAAGGGAAGAGAGAUAAGGUUAAAAGGGAAGAAAAAGGGGGAAAGGAUGAAGUCGGUGAAAAAACGGAAAAGAAGAAGGAGAUCGAAGAGGAAGAGGAGGAAACGUGGGAGAAAAAGAAAAAGGAGGUUAAAGAAGAAGAGGAGAAGAAGAAAGGUAAAAGGAAAAAGAAGAAGGAUUAGUUUGGGGGCCAAGCUGAAGAGGAUCGAUCGAAACUGGUGAUAGUAAUGUGUAAAAGGAUAUUUGAAAUUAGAAAAAAAAAAAAGGAAAAUAAUUUACGAGUAUACGAAGAAAAAGCAUAAAGAGGCAUCAGACAUUGCGAAAAGAUGAAAUUAUCCGGAAAAAUAGCUAAAAAAGAAGCAUGAAAAAACACAAAGACAACGUUGAUGAAACUGACUAAGAAAAAGAAAAUGAUCACGAAUAGAAUGUUCGAGCAUAAAAGAG